AUGGGGGGGACAUCGGCUAAGGCCUCGGGGGCCAGGUGUCUUCCUUUGAGGUUCGCCAAGAAACCUCUCAAGGUGGAAGACGUCAUGAAGCUGCUGUGCUGCAUCGCUGAGGAGAGGGAAAAAGGGAGCUUGAAGCCAACUGUGGGUAGAAUGAUUGGUGGUCUUGUCGGAGGCCCACCUGGAGCUGCUGUUGGGGAGGCUGUUGGGGGCCUCUUAGAUACAUGGAUGAUAAGCGGACAGUUCAAGCCAAUACCUCAGACCAUAAUGGAGCUGCCACCUGAUAAGAAGCAAAAACUCUAUAAAGAAGCCAGGGCCAUCCUCAAGCACCUGAAGUGGAGGGACACUGAACACCUGACCACAUUGGUCAUGGGCAGCGAGGCCCUGAAGAUGCAGCUGCUGGCCAUGCUGGAAAAGUGCCUCAAAGGCUGAAGUCCAGUACAUUGAUUUCAAAGCUAUUUCUAGAAUGCAGGGGUCUCAUUUAGAAGAUUCUCCACAGGGUGGUGGGCCAUUUAGAUGGUUUUCCUAACUCAUAGAGGUGAUUGGGAGUUGGGGGAAGCCUCACCCAUUCAUUGCUCAUGGCUUGGGUCCAACUCUCCCAGACCCAGGGAACACGGGGUCCUAGUCAGUGGUCCUGCCCUGGUGCCCACUGAAGUCCCUCCCCUGGCCGGCCUGCAU
Messenger RNA from Lontra canadensis (Northern American river otter), 675 nucleotides. Its product is annotated as protein C19orf12 homolog. The record is from RefSeq and is a predicted model, not a curated record. The transcript has 3 exons. Lineage: Eukaryota; Metazoa; Chordata; Mammalia; Carnivora; Mustelidae. The coding region runs from base 1 to 429 and encodes 142 amino acids.